This is a messenger RNA of Salarias fasciatus (jewelled blenny), 1424 nucleotides long. RefSeq names its product C-X-C chemokine receptor type 4-like. Gene Ontology annotation, cellular component: external side of plasma membrane; membrane. The transcript has 4 exons. Gene Ontology annotation, biological process: brain development; cell chemotaxis; calcium-mediated signaling. The record is from RefSeq and is a predicted model, not a curated record. Gene Ontology annotation, molecular function: C-C chemokine binding; C-C chemokine receptor activity. The coding region runs from base 125 to 1234 and encodes 369 amino acids. NCBI's taxonomy places the organism in Eukaryota, Metazoa, Chordata, Actinopteri, Blenniiformes, Blenniidae.
UUUUCAACAGGAACCCAGAUGUGUUGGAGCCCUUUGGGGGAGGAGCCUGGAAAUGCCUAUAUAACCCCAGCGGAGGCUCUUCUCAGCUUCACCCUGCAGCCGGAGGAGAGCAGCCGUCCCCAUCAUGUCGUACUAUGAGCACAUCGUCUUGGACUACGACUACAACGACACGGGCUCUGGUUCUGGGUCCGGGUCCGGGUUCCUGGGGGUCGAUCUGGAGGAGCCGUGCGACGUGGAGCACGUCAUGUCGGCCGAGCUGCAGCAGGUCUUCCUGCCCGUGGUCUACGCGCUCAUCUUCACCCUGGGCAUCACCGGGAACGGCCUGGUGGUCAUAGUGCUGGGCUGCCAGCGCAGAUCGAAACGCAGCCUCACCGACUGCUAUCGCCUGCACCUCUCGGCCGCCGACCUGCUGUUCGUCCUGGCGCUGCCGUUCUGGGCGGUGGACGCGGCGCUGGCCGACUGGCGCUUCGGAGCAGCCGCCUGCGUCGGCGUGCACGUGAUCUACACGGUCAACCUGUACGGCAGCGUGCUCAUCCUGGCGUUCAUCAGCCUGGACCGCUACUUGGCGGUGGUUCGAGCGACGGACACGAACACCGGCGGUCUGAGGCAGCUCCUGGCGUACAGGCUGGUGUAUGUAGGUGCCUGGCUGCCUGCUGGUCUGUUGGCCGUGCCGGAUUUGAUAUUUGCUCGGACUCAGGAGGGAGGCGAGGGUUCCACGCUCUGCCAGAGAUUCUACCCGGCGGACAACGCUCCGCUUUGGGUCGCCGUCUUCCACCUGCAGCUGGUGCUGGUGGGCCUGGUGAUCCCCGGCCUGGUUCUCCUGGUGUGCUACUGCGUCAUCGUCACCAGGCUGACCCGCGGCCCUCUGGGGGGGCAGAGGCAGAAGCGGCGGGCCGUCAGGACCACCAUCGCGUUGGUGCUCUGCUUCUUCGUGUGCUGGCUCCCCUACGGAGCGGGCAUCUCUGUGGACGCCCUGCUGCGGCUGGAGGUCCUGCCCCGGAGCUGCAGGCUGGAGGCCGCUCUCGGCGUGUGGCUGGCGGUGGCUGAGCCAAUGGCGUUCGCUCACUGCUGCCUCAACCCGCUGCUGUACGCCUUUCUCGGGGCGGGCUUCAAGAGUUCGGCCCGCAGGGCGCUCACUCUGAGCCGGGCCUCCAGCCUGAAGAUGUUACCUCGGAGACGCCCCGGCGCCUCCACCACCACAGAGUCCGAGUCCUCCAGUUUACAUUCCAGCUAGUGUUUGCUUGUCUUGCCAGUGUAUGUGUGUGUUAUGUAUAUAUUGUAUAUUUAGUAUGUAUAAAUAUGUAUAUAUGAUUAAUCUUACACAAAGUAUGUGAGAGAGACUUGCUGGCUCAAGACUCUUUUAUUAAUAGUAGCAAUUUGCUGUUGUGCUUAUAUACUGUUGCGGAUGUUUGGAAUAAAAUACA